CCAGCAGCACACCAGCCCUAAUCUCUGGCCCUACAGCACCCACUCGGCAGCCAAGGUUACCACUGACCCCAAGCCCUUCUUCCCUUCAACAGGAUGAGAGUGACAGGUCUGAUUCGUUUUGUGGUCUUCAUCUUCACUGUGGUCACCAUGUGGGUCUUCCUCCGAAGCUACACCAACUUCAGCAGGAAAACCAUCCGUCUGCCGCGCUGGCUGGGCAUGCCCCCCAAGGAGAUCCAGACCCCGAAGUUCAAAUGUGGGCUCAACAAGGCCUGCCUAAAGAACUUCUUCGCCUUUAAAAUCAGCAGUGGAGCUGCCAAUGUCGUGGGUCCCUCCAUGUGCUUUGAAGAUGAAAUUAUCAUGAGUCCUGUGAGAAACAACAUAGGCAGAGGCCUGAACAUCGCUCUGGUGAAUGGAACUACAGGCUACGUGAUGAAGAAGGGCAGCUUUGACAUGUACUCUGGAGACCCCCAACUCCUGCUGAACUUCCUUGCAGAAAUUCCACAUAGCACCCUGGUGAUGGUAGCCUCCUAUGAUGACCCAGGGACCAAAAUGAACGACAAAAUCAGGACGCUCUUCUCCGACCUGGGGAGUUCCUACGCCAAGGAGCUGGGCUUCCGGGACAGCUGGGUCUUUGUAGGUGCUAAAGACCUCAAGAGUAGAAGCCCGUAUGAGCAGUACUUAAAGAACAACCCAGAAACAAACAAAUAUGAAGGCUGGCCGGAGCUACUAGAGCUGGAGGGCUGUGUGCCACGGAAAGUAAUGUAGGUGGCCUUGGCCCUUCUGGCCUAGGGAGCCAAAGAAAUGCCUAACUGACUUGAGAGCAGAACCCAGGAGUGCUGGGUCUAUGCUGACAGGAGCUGACUGGGAGGAAGAAAGGAGAAGCCAUAUGGGAUGCUCUGAUCACCCCCUGCACAAAGUGACUCACUUCCCCUCUAAGGAAGCAACAGCCUCCCACUGCCCCAUGGUGACCAGCUUGAGGAUGGGCAGCCAUGGGCCCUGCGGAACCGGCUGUGGUGGAGAGAACAAGACCUUCCAAGACUGCCCAUGGUUGUCUCCAGAAGGACUGACUGCCUACACUCACCUGAGCAGGAUUAAAUUCUAUUUUUGCUGAUUUUGAACUUU
Molecule: messenger RNA, 1122 nt
Organism: Arvicanthis niloticus (Nile rat)
Lineage: Eukaryota; Metazoa; Chordata; Mammalia; Rodentia; Muridae
Source: RefSeq, a predicted model, not a curated record